Molecule: messenger RNA, 1531 nt
Organism: Spodoptera frugiperda (fall armyworm)
Lineage: Eukaryota; Metazoa; Arthropoda; Insecta; Lepidoptera; Noctuidae
Exons: 12
Coding region: 161-1513 (450 amino acids)
Biological process (GO): glutathione metabolic process
Molecular function (GO): glutathione transferase activity
Source: RefSeq, a predicted model, not a curated record
GUCACCACGUGUUGUUUCUUUUUUAUUUUUAGGUUAUAAUCACGCUGUCAUGUUUAUCUGUUUUAUCAGAGACAUUAUUUAAUCAUUUCAUUGUGUUUUUUAACGUGAAAGUGAACAGUGCCGUCGAAUUGUGCAAUUUAUUUGAAGCUGAGUUUGAGCCAUGUCGGUGUCUCGCCUGCUCCUCCACCGGGCCCCCGGCAGCCCUCCAGCCCGCGCCGCGAUGAUGCUCAGCGACAUGCUUGGCCUACAAAUGGAGUAUAACGACGUCAAAUUUCUGCAACUAGAACACAAGUCCCCUGAAUUCAAAAAGUUAAAUCCCAUGGGUACAGUGCCAGUUCUCCAAGAUGGUGACUUCAUUAUUUCUGAAAGCCACGCCAUAAUGAAGUACCUACUAUCUAAGUACGGCGGCGACAAGCGUGAGCUGCUGUACCCGAGCGACGUGCGCACGCGCGCCGUAGUGGACCAGUGCAUGUUCUUCAAUGCCGGCGUGUUCUUCGCUGCUUUUAUGUCAGUCGGGCGAGCAACGUUCACGGGCAGUAUAUACGCGCCGACAGCGCAGCACAUAGAGGAGAUAGAGUCCUCGUACUCCGUGGUGGACGCCUACCUGCAGGCGCGGGCCUACGUGGCCGCCGACCGACUCACGCUGGCCGACCUCGCCGUCGGAGCCACGGCCUCCACCGCGCAGACCUUCAUUAAAACGGAUGUAGAUAAAUUCCCCCGCUGCGCGGACUGGUUGUCUCGUCUACACGAGGAGGAAGUGUUCAAAACUGUGAUGGCGCCCGGCGUCGCUUACUUCGCGAAAGUCAUCAAUAAAAUCUGGCAGCACAAUAACAACACAGUUGGUAUGUCGCCGAUCCUGUACAAGUUGGCGGCGAGUCCGCCGGCGUGCGCCGUGCGCAUGGUGGCGCACAUCAUCGGACUCAAGCUGGACUACAAGGAGCCAGACAUUUCCAAGAUGGAACACAAGUCCCCGGACUACCUGAAGUUGAACCCUUUGGGAACGAUUCCAGUACUAGUCGACGAUGACUUCAUCCUGGCUGACAGCCACGCAAUAAUGAUCUACCUGCUAUCGAAGUACGGCGGAGAGCACAGCGAGCGCCUGUACCCGAGCGACGUCCGCAGGCGGGCCGUCGUCAACCAGGUCAUGUUCUUCGACACCGGGAUACUCUUCGUCAGGAUCAAAGUUGUUGCUCUGCCAACAAUAAUGGAAGGCAUGAAAGCGCCUACACAGAAGCACCUGAAUGACUUGGAGGAGGCCUACGGCAUGGUGGAGGCGUACGCGUCGAAGUACAAGUACAUCGCAGCCGACCACCUCACCAUCGCGGACCUGUCGCUAGCUAUGACCAUGGGAGCGGCACAGGUUAUACACAAACUGGACCAUAAGAAGUUCCCCAACACUUGGAACUGGCUGUCUCUGGUGGAGAAGGAGCCCUACUUCAUACAAAUAGGACUGCCUGGCAUCGCCAAGUUUAACACCGCCAUGCAAUACUACACUGCAAGAAAUAAUCAAUAAAUUUCUAUAUCUUUUUUA